GGACAGACUUCGCCAUUAACAAACCGGUCUCGGCCUCCCCGUAGCUUCAAUUGCUGCUGGUUUUUGCUUCAAAAAGCACUACAACUCAUCAUCAAUUACGAGAAGAAGACUCCAAUAAAUUUUCCUCUCCCAAUGAGUGGUUCAGGGAAGUGGAUCAAAUCACUAAUCUCAACCAGAAAGACCCACACAAGCGAUGACGAAGACAAAAGGAGUGAAAAGAGCAAGAAGAAGUGGAGGCUAUGGAGGAGAGAUCGCAUGGUGGCGUCAGAGUCACGGGAUUACUCCGAUCAUGCAUUCGUUGCUGCGGUGGCCACUGUAGUUCGAGCUCCACCGAGAGAUUUUAUGGUGGUCCAGCGAGAAUGGGCCGCGAUCCGGAUCCAAACGGUCUUUCGUGGGUUUUUGGCAAGACAAGCUUUGAGGGCCUUGAAAGCAGUGGUGAGGAUUCAAGCUAUCUUUCGUGGUCGUCAAGUUAGGAAGCAAGCUGCUGUGACACUGAGGUGCAUGCAAGCUCUUGUUCGAGUUCAGGCUCGAAUAAGGACACGGUGUACAAUAAUGUCUUCAGAAGGUGAAACUCCACAGAAAUUUGUCAAUGAAUAUCCCGACAAAGCUGAUGCUGCUGAAAAUGCUGAGCAAAGAUGGUGUGAUAGCCCAGGAUCUAUGGAUGAAGUUAGGGCAAAGCUACAAAUGAGGCAAGAAGGAGCCAUCAAGAGGGAUAGGGCACUUACAUACUCUCGUACUCAACAGCAGAUAAGGUCGAAUAGCAGCCCGAAUGUGAGAACAAAUAAGCAUGUGAUGUCUAUGGAUCAUCAAAGGCUUUCUAAGAAAGGUGCGGCUAGAUGGAGCUGGCUAAACAGUUGGAUGGCUGCCAAGCCUUGGGAAGACAGGUUGACGGAUGAGUUCUACAACGAUCCAUCAAAAACCCCAUUUUCUAUGAAAAGUGAACGUCACAGUUUUGGCACUCUUGCUUAUUCUUCUGAACAUAGCUCUACAGAAGUAAGAAGGAACAAUGUCACAACGAAAGUAUCUGCUAGACCUCCUAUGAUUAGUCAGAUUACAAACACGUCCUCUGCCUCAACAUCUGAUUCCCCAUAUUCUGAGAGCUCAGGAUCAACUUCGUCCACAUCUGCAUCGUCAAUACUAAUGCGCAGCACGCAGUUUGUUGGCACAUUAGAGAACACUAGCAACCAAAAAACGCGUUACAUGAAUCUGACUGAGUCCACUAAGGCUAAGCAAAAGGCUUACAGAUAUGGUUCGUAUAAUAUGCUGAGGCAUCGGGUGGAGCCUUUACAAUGUUAUACUAAAUCAAUGGAUUUUUCAAUUGGAGAAAGCGGGAGUAUUACUGGUUCUGAUCCUUCUUAUAAGGUGUACAAAGAUUUGUAUCCACCAAUACCAGUUGAUGGACAUGACAGACUAAGAAAUCGACGACGUUAGCUAAGUUCAAGGAAUGCUAUUAUCAAGCUACAGGUUGACGCGAAGUUUGUGUUUAAUCUUUGAGUUCAACUACUUGUUGGCCUGACUGAUGAUAGUUCAGCUGAAGUUACAUGAUACACAUCAAAGAUUUGACACUAACAAGCCGAGAAAGCUUAGGAAUCAUUGAGACGUAUAUUAUAGAUAUUUGGAGUCAAUAUUGGUUUUUUCUUUAGAAGAGGUGUGCAGUGAUGAUUGUUUAAUGUUUGGUGUGCCGAUGUUGUCUUGUACUCCUUUUCAUUUUGUGUCUUUCUUGGGUGAUGAUUGAUCAAGUGUGUAAUCCCUUGAUGAAUGUGGUUUCCACCACUUCAUUGAUUGAUGUUAUAAAUCAAAUUAGGUUUGAAAGUAAGACAUUGUGCUCUGUUUGUAACACUAUGUUCUACUUUGAUAGUGAUUAUGAUCAUCUAAGUGUUGGACCAAAGGUCCUACAUUUUAGUUUUGAA
Tripterygium wilfordii is the source of this 1910-nucleotide messenger RNA. Its product is annotated as protein IQ-DOMAIN 1-like. The record is from RefSeq and is a predicted model, not a curated record. The transcript is spliced from 5 exons. Gene Ontology annotation, molecular function: protein binding. Lineage: Eukaryota; Viridiplantae; Streptophyta; Magnoliopsida; Celastrales; Celastraceae. The coding region runs from base 133 to 1431 and encodes 432 amino acids.